AUGGAUGUAAAUAAAAAUGAAUCUAAAGGACAAAACUAUAAAAAGAAAAACUCUGAUAUUAUUUUCUACACACCCAAAUCAAAUUUGGCGAUUGACAGUUUACAAAAAACUAUUGCCUUUAAUAAUUUAUUUAAAUAUGUUAAUAAAAAUAUUAAAAAAGAUGAAAUAAAAAAUGAUGAAAUAAAAAAUUACGAAAUAAAUAAUGAUGAAAUAAAAAAUUACGAAAUAAAUAAUGAUGAAAUAAAAAAUUACGAAAUAAAUAAUGAUGAAAUAAAAAAUUACGAAAUAAAUAAUGAUGACAUAAAAAGUUAUGAAAUUAAUAAUGAUAAAAUAAAAAGAUAUGAAAUUAAUAAUGAUAAAAUAAAAAGAUAUGAAAUUAAUAAUGAUAAAAUAAAAAGAUAUGAAAUUAAUAAUGAUAAAAUAAAAAGAUAUGAAAUUAAUAAUGAUAAAAUAAAAAGAUAUGAAAUUAAUAAUGAUAAAAUUAAGUGUGAUAAAAUAAAAAAUGAUCAUCUUAAAAAUGUACCAGUAAAAAAAAAAAAAAAAGAAUAUACGAAAAAUAUGAUAGGGAGAAAAGUGCAUACAGACGAAUUGCAUAAGGAAAAUAUUUUUGUUCUACCUAAGGAUAAUAUUAAUAAUAAAUUUGGAGAGAAAAAAAAAAUUCCCUUAAAACAAAAAAAUAAAAAAGUAAAAAAAAGAACCUUUUCUGAAAGUACUAUAAAUAUUUUAUCAUAUUUUAAAAAUGACAAAAUAAUAAAAUUAAAGGAAAAAGAUAAUGAGAAAUAUACAGAAAAGUAUAGAAAAACAGGUACACCACAUAUCGAUAUUAAUAAUUCGAUAAAAUCGAAUAUAAACAGUACCAAAUUUAAUAAUGUUAAUAUUAUUAAUCCAUUAAUUACAAAUAUUGAUAAUCUUAAUAUAGUAUAUAGAAAAGUAAAUGAAAAAUCGUAUUUGGAUGUAAAUAGUUGUCAUAAAAGGAUUAGAAGUGAACAUUAUCAAUCAAAAAUUUUCCUUGAAGAAAAAAUUAAAUUAAAUAAUAUUGAUUAUAAAAAUAAUACAUGUAAUGAAGUUGAUGACAAUUUAAAUCAUUUUAAAAAAUAUAUUCAUGGUAAUGACGUAAAGCAGAAUGAAAAUUAUUUAUAUGAUAAAAAUAUAAAAAUUAAUGAUUAUCCUAUACAUAAUAAAGAUGAAAUACUUAUAGAAAAAGAAAAAUAUUAUGAGUAUUUGGAAAAUGUUUACCUAUAUUCUAAGAAAUAUUUCUUAUCCGAUAAAAUGGAAUAUAUUAGUAAAUACUUAUUUUACAAAAAUAAGAAUUUAAAAAAUUUCAUUUUUUUAAUUGAUUCAUUAUUUUUAAAAAAAAAAUACGUGGAAAUUUUGGAAUUAUUGAGAAAUUAUCGACAUUUGUGGAUUUUUCCAAUUCAUAUGAAAAAUAAGUUUAAAGUCAAAAAUUUUGAUAAAAAGGAGAAAAUAAAUAAUAUAGACACGAAAAAUAUGACUAAUAAGAAGCAUGGGAAUAAACAAAAAAAUAAGAAUACACAGUUGUUUAUCCAUCAGAAUAAUAUUAUUUAUAAUGAUGAUAAAAUAAUUAAUAAUAAUAAAAAAAAUAAUAAUAAUAAAAUAAUAAAUAAUAACAUAAAUAAUAAUAAUAAUAAUAAUAUUUAUACGGAUGAUUAUUAUAAUAGUUUAUAUAAGAAAGAACAGAAUUUAAAAUUGUUUCGAAAAAAUAUCGAAUGUGAACAUUUUAAUAGAAAUAAAAAUAUUAUUUUUAACAAUAUGAAAUUAUAUGACCCGCAAAAUAUACCAAUUCAAAAUACAAAUGAUUAUAUACCUAAAAAAAUAAAUGAAAAGAGAAAAAAAAAAAAAAAAAAAAAUAGAAAAUGUUCUUGCAUUUAUGUAAAUAAUAUGUGUGAAAGUUAUUAUCCAUUUAUUUAUAAUAAAAAAAAAAGUACAAAGAGAAUGUAUUAUUGUAUUAGUUAUAUAGCCUUUGUAAAAUUAAUUUGUCUCCUUAAACUAAAAAAUAGUAAUUGUUUAAAUAAAGGUAUACGUUUUGUAAGUAGAAUAUAUAAAAAAAUGUUUUUAAAUAAGAAUACUCAUUAUUUUAUCCAUGCAAUUAUAAGGUUGUAUGAAUUAAAAGGAUUAUUUAAUUCGUCCCUUAAAUAUUCAAUGAUACUAUUUUUGAAUUUUCCAUUAUAUCCUCAUAUUAUUCUUAAAUUAUUUAGUUUUUCCAUAUUGUGUUUGAGGGAAGAGAUGUAUUUAAUCUUAUUAGCUAGUUAUCCUAAGCAUUUUGCUUGGUUCAAAUAUUUCCUCUUUUUCAUUUUAUAUUCUAUCAAUUUUCAGUUUAGAGAUAAAAAGGUUUUUGAUAGUUUCCUUUUCUUAAUUGAAAAUGUAAAUAAAAAGAAGAAAAAGAAAAAGUUGAAAAGAAAACAAAAAGGAAAAGAUAUAAUUUAUGAAAUGGAAAAAGAUGAUUUCUCUAUAUUUGAUGAAAACAUUUGUAUAGAUAUAAAUAAUAAUAAAAGAAAUAUUGAGAAUAACAAAAACAAUAUUGAGAAUAACAAAAACAAUAAUGAGAAUAACAAAAACAAUAUUGAGAAUAACAAAAACAAUAUUGAGAAUAACAAAAACGAUAUUAAUAAUAUUAAUAUGAUUAAUAAUAAUAAUUAUUAUUAUAUUUAUAACUUACAAAAUAAUAUAUGUGAAAAAAAAGAAAUUUAUAACAAUGUAUCUAAUGAUUUAUACGAUUUAAACAAACCCAUGUUAUCUCAUGAUAAUAUAAAUAGUAACAUGUUUAUAUAUAAAAAGAUUAUAUUAUAUAAGUCAUCAUAUAAUAAAGUAACUUUAUAUGAUACAUACAACUAUCUUGUUAAUAAUAAAUUUUCCAAAUAUUUUCCAAAAUUUUUUAUCUAUUCCAAAUUGUAUAUUAUAAUAAAUAUUAAAAAAAGUUUUUAUGAAAAGAAUUUUAUCAUGUGUUAUAGUUUAUGUAAAUUGUUAUUAAAUGAUUAUAUAUAUGAUCCUUGUGUGAUUACUUUUUUUGUUAAUUCUUGUUAUUUAUUAAAUAAUGUUAGCUCUAUAAAAAGGUUAGCUAGUGAUUUAAAAAAAAAUAAUAUGUAUAUAUAUUUUUUAUUUUGUAAUGCAACAUUAUUAUUACAUUUUCGAGAAAUAGAUAAAUCGAUUCAAAUAUAUAAAUAUAUUGUCGAUACUUAUGAAAAUGUAUUUUCUGAUUUAUAUUUUUUUUCUUUCUUAAAUUUAAUAAAUACAUUACAUAUAACUCAGAAGGCAUCUCAAAUUAUUAAUCAUUGUAUAUGUUUUAAUAAGUUGUUUUUUAAUAAUAUACAAACAUAUUUAUUAUUAUCUUAUCAUUAUUAUAUAAAUAAUAUACCACUCAAAUCGUAUUCGUCUAUAAUGAAAGCUUACAAAAUAUAUCAUUACAACCCCGACGUUUUUUAUAUGCUAUCUUUGUUAUCCUUAACAGAUAAAAGGUAUAAAGAAUAUGUAACAUUUAGUGAACUAUCACUUUUUUUUAGUUUAAGAUUAAGUAUAAUUAGAAAUUAUAUCUUUUCUAAAAUAUAUGAAACACAAUAUGAGUAUUUACCGUUUCAUUUAUUAUAUUACAAUUUUAAAAUUGUGAAUUUCGAGAAUUCUGUGAUUAAAUUUCCUAUGAACAUGGAACCUUUUAUGUGUCACUUAUUUUUUGAAAAUUUAAUAAAAUCAUACGUUACUUAUCAUAUAUAUUCAUCUGAAAGGCAAGGUCUCGAUUAUCUCCUGUUGGCUGAAAAUUUGUGUAAAAUUGGUUUUAUUUUUUUUUCAAAAGAUUUAAAAUUUUUACAAAUGCUAAAAUUUAUUCAAGGUUAUAAAUUAAAAAAUACAAGAAUGUGUUAUUCCAUUGAUAAUAUAAGUUAA
Plasmodium falciparum 3D7 is the source of this 3894-nucleotide messenger RNA. RefSeq lists its product as uncharacterized. The record is from RefSeq and is a predicted model, not a curated record. The transcript is spliced from 4 exons. The coding region runs from base 1 to 3894 and encodes 1297 amino acids. NCBI's taxonomy places the organism in Eukaryota, Apicomplexa, Aconoidasida, Haemosporida, Plasmodiidae.